Molecule: messenger RNA, 1338 nt
Organism: Poecilia latipinna (sailfin molly)
Lineage: Eukaryota; Metazoa; Chordata; Actinopteri; Cyprinodontiformes; Poeciliidae
Gene: gnat1
Product: guanine nucleotide binding protein (G protein), alpha transducing activity polypeptide 1
Exons: 9
Coding region: 161-1213 (350 amino acids)
Biological process (GO): phototransduction, visible light; adenylate cyclase-modulating G protein-coupled receptor signaling pathway; detection of light stimulus involved in visual perception
Cellular component (GO): cytoplasm; heterotrimeric G-protein complex
Molecular function (GO): GTP binding; GTPase activity; G protein-coupled receptor binding
Source: RefSeq, a predicted model, not a curated record
AAAUACUCAAACAAUCCCCAGCUGCCGGCAGUUGGCGCAUCAGCUGCGUGCUUGAAGGCACCGGUCAGACAGUAGCAGGCGAGCAGCCAACCGGGACCUGCUUCCAUUUUUCCUGACAUUUGGCUUUUGAAACAGAGGGGCCCAAGCCGGGAAAAGUAGGAUGGGGGCCGGAGCUAGCGCCGAGGACAAACACUCCAGGGAGCUGGAGAAGAGGCUGAAGGAGGAUGCUGACAAGGACGCAAGGACCGUCAAGCUGCUGCUGCUAGGGGCUGGAGAAUCAGGCAAGAGCACCAUUGUCAAACAGAUGAAAAUUAUCCACAAAGAUGGUUAUUCGCUUGAAGAAUGCUUGGAGUUCAUUGUCAUCAUCUACAGCAACACCCUGCAGUCCAUCAUGGCAAUCGUGAAGGCCAUGAACACACUCAACAUUAACUACGGCCACCCCGAUCAACAGGAUGAUGCUAGGAAACUGAUGCAUCUUGCAGACACCAUUGAGGAGGGAACCAUGCCCAAAGAAUUGUCAGACAUCAUUCUGCGUCUGUGGAAAGACUCUGGCAUCCAGGCCUGCUUCGACAGGGCUUCAGAGUAUCAACUCAACGACUCAGCUGGAUACUACCUCAAUGACCUGGAGCGACUGGUCCAACCAGGCUAUGUGCCCACUGAGCAGGAUGUGCUGCGAUCAAGAGUGAAAACCACUGGUAUCAUUGAGACCCAAUUCUCCUUCAAAGAUCUUAACUUCAGAAUGUUUGAUGUGGGUGGCCAGAGGUCAGAGAGGAAGAAGUGGAUUCAUUGUUUCGAAGGUGUCACCUGUAUCAUCUUCAUUGCUGCUCUGAGCGCCUAUGACAUGGUGUUGGUGGAGGAUGACGAAGUGAACCGAAUGCACGAGAGUCUCCACUUGUUCAACAGUAUCUGCAACCACCGCUACUUCGCCACCACCUCCAUUGUCCUCUUCCUGAACAAAAAGGAUGUGUUCCUUGAGAAGAUCAAGAAAGCCCAUCUCAGCAUGUGCUUCCCCGAGUACGAUGGGCCCAAUACUUAUGAGGAUGCUGGCAACUACAUCAAAAUCCAGUUCCUGGACCUGAACUUGCGCCGAGAUAUAAAAGAAAUCUACUCGCACAUGACCUGCGCCACAGACACAGAAAACGUCAAGUUUGUGUUUGACGCCGUAACCGACAUCAUCAUCAAAGAAAACCUGAAAGACUGCGGCCUCUUCUAAGAGCCAAGCAGGGAAACUAAAUGAAGGGUAGCAUCUUAGCCCUGUCACAUUCCUCAGAUUCCUCCUCAAUUCAAACAGGGAGACAGCCCUAUCAAAAAGCCAUCAUCAAACCAGUGAAUGCAAAA